This is a messenger RNA of Closterium sp. NIES-65, 2487 nucleotides long. The record is from the annotation of a GenBank genome assembly. Lineage: Eukaryota; Viridiplantae; Streptophyta; Zygnematophyceae; Desmidiales; Closteriaceae.
AUGUCCUGUGUUCCUUUUCUCCCCUCCACACCCCCUUCCUUCUCCUGCCAUUCUAUCCCGUCCCACCACACCACACACAUUCUCCGCCUUCUCUCACCGCUCCUCUCCUCCUUUCUCGUGUCCUCCCCUCCCGCACCUCUCUGCCCUGUCACCAACCACUUGUCCCCUUCUCCCCAAUCCUUCACUUCACAGGCAUCAAUCGCUCUCGCCCCCCUACCAACCGGACUCGCCCUGACCAAGUCUAUCGCGCUCCUCCUCUCCUCCUACCUCCUCACUCUCUUCCUCUCCGCCCUCGUAGCCCGCUCUAUAGGCCAGCUACUCGACUCCUGGGGCUCCUUUACUAGCAGCCUGGCGGACGGGAAGGGGAGGGGGGGGAAGCGGAAACGGGGGCCUACGGGGGACGGGAGCAUGAGCGAUGGGGAGAAGGUGGAGCGGAUUGGGGACGCUGCGCGCAUGUGGGGGAAGCAGGCCGCGCAGAAGGGCGCCAAGGCGCUGGCGCAGGCUGCCAUGACCGCGGGGGAGAAGGACGUACAGCAGAUCGAGACGCAAACAGAGAGAUGCACAGAGGGGUGGCAUGAGCUACGGGGAGGGGAGAAGGUGCAGCGGAUAGCGGAUGCUGCGCGCAUGUGGGGGAAUCAGGUCGCGCAGAAGGGCGCCAAGGCGCUGGCGCAGGCUGCCAUGGGUGCGGGGGAGAAGGACGUGCAACACCACACACGGCAGAGAGGCGCCAAGGCGCUGGCGCAGGCUGCCAUGGGCGCGGGGGAGAAGGACGUGCAGCAGCUGGCAGUGAGAGCAGCCAAGGCACUGGACAAGGUAGCCGACAGCAUCAAAACGCCUGUCAGACAAAAGCUGCCGCCCCUCCCCCUCUCCUCCGCCAAGUACCUCUACCUCGCGGCUGCCCUCAUGCUCUCUCCUGCGCUCCUCACCCCCGUGCCCACUGCUCCCAUGUACCUCUACCUCGCUGCCGCCCUCGUGCUCUCCCCUGCGCUUCUUACACCCGUGCCCACCGCCCAAAUGGUAGCGCCGGGCCUUCUCCUGCUCUCUAUCGCCGUCUUUCAGUCCGCCAAAACCCUGCCUGCCAACGUGCGUGCUCUCCUAGUCCCCACGGUGGCAGCAGGGGGAGUGAUGACGGCGCUGAUGGCCAUGUAUGGUUCAUAUGCUCUUAACAACUGGCAGGCGGGCAUUCGCCUCUACUCCCAGGGCGCAGGUGCAUUUCUCGUGGCUCUGAUCGGGCCUGCAGUGGGGGCGUUGGGCUUUAAGGUAUUCACAGAGAAGUCGCUGCUCAAGAGAUACGCGCUUGACAUUGCUGCCACGUGUGCAAUCAUGGUGCCAAUUCAGUUCAUGGUGACAGCGCUGCUAGGGAGGCUGCUCAUGGCGCCCCCCAUCGUCAUCAACUCGCUCAUCCCCUCACACGUUCGUGCCGUGCCGUGCCGUGCCGUGCCGUGCCACCACUCUCGGUCUAGCCAUCGAGAUGGUGCCUCUCCUCUCUGCCAGCACACAGGCCUCGUGGUGGCUGCUUGGAUCAUGCCUCACUGCCUCUUCCCAUCCCACCCCGCUUGGCCCCUUCUUUCCGUUUUCCCCUUCUCCAAUCUCCCCCUCCUCCAGACCACCCUGGGUCUAGCCAUCGAGAUGGUGCCGCUGCUCUCUGCCAGCACAGGCCUCGUGGUGGCGGGUGUGACUAUAGCAGGCACCACCGGUAUUAGCACGGCCAGAACCCUCCUCGAUCAGUGGAAGGUACAAAUGGGGGAGGGGAAGGGGAGAAAGGGGGUGGAGAGGGGGGGUGGGGGAGGUGGUAUUUGGGAUACAGGGUGGGUGCAGGACGCUAUUCACAGGGGUCUGGCAGUCGGCAUUGCCUCGCACUCCCUCGGCACCUCUGCUCUGGUUGCAGAGGAGCCUCGCUCUGCUGCGGGUAAGACGGGUGCAGGUGUUGACUGGUGCAGUAGUAGUGGGGCAGGUGUGCAGGUGUUGUCUGGCGCAGGUGUUGUCUGGUGCAGGUGUUGUCUGGCGCAGGUGUUGUCUGGCGCAGGUGUUGUCUGGCGCAGGUGUUGUCUGGCGCAGGUGUUGACUGGUGCAGGUAUGAAUUUUGCAGUGUCAGGCCUGGCCUUUGCUCUCAGGGGCACACUCAGUGUUAUCCUCAUCUCCAUCCCGGCAUUUUCUCUCUUCUCUCUCAUGAUGUGGGGUGCUGGUGUGGUUGAGGUGGGUGCUGGUGUGGUUGUGGUGGGUGCUGGUGUGGUUGGGGUGGGUGCUGGUGCGGUUGAGGUGGGUGCUGGUGCGGUUGAGGUGGGUGCUGGUGCGGUUGUGGUGGGUGCUGGUGCGGUUGUGGUGGGUGCUGGUGCGGUUGUGGUGGUUGCUGGUGCGGUUGUGGUGGGUGCUGGUGCGGUUGUGGUGGGUGCUGGUGCGGUUGUGGUGGGUGCUGGUGCGGUUGUGGUGGGUGUUGUGGCUGGCUUGGUACCAAGAGAGGAGGAAUCUUCAGCAGCGGUUGAUUAG